AUGAUCAAAAUCGACACAAGACCCGCCAUUCGCGCCGCCAGCGCGGCUAACUGCCAGCCGUCAACUCUGCCGGACUUCGCAUCCGCUGCGACUCUUUCCCACGGCCUCGUUCUUCACUGGACGCCCGCGGCUUCCGGCGGUUCCGUCAGCAUGGCCGUCGAAGCGCCCGCGAGCGCCGGAUGGAUUUCCGUCGGAUUCUCGACAAGCGGAACCAUGGCUCCGGCAGAUGCGGUGAUCGGCAAUGCUGACGGCGGCGCUGCCGUCCAGGCGUACAGUAUAACCGGCUACGACAUGGGCUCCGUCAAGCCGAGCGGCAAGCCGUCAUUGGGCAGCGCGGGGCUGACGAAAUCAGGCGACAAAAUCAUUAUGAAAUUCUCGCGAUCGGAGGGCGACGGCGGAUCUGUCGCAUUCAAGUCGUCCGGGAGGAACAAGCUGAUCUGGGCGACGUCGUCUGGCGGCUCUACGACGCUCGGCUAUCACGGCAGCAACCUGUAA
This is a messenger RNA of Closterium sp. Yama58-4, 495 nucleotides long. NCBI's taxonomy places the organism in Eukaryota, Viridiplantae, Streptophyta, Zygnematophyceae, Desmidiales, Closteriaceae. The record is from the annotation of a GenBank genome assembly.